CCACUGGAAAAAGAUUAAUUAAAUCUCUACUGCUAUUAGCAAUUUAUUUCAAUUGUUAAGGAAAACAUGGGACAAGUGCAGAGCGAAGCCAUUGACAACCGAUCUCUAAGUGAUUUAUCAAAGGCAUCGAAAGCCACCUCUGCUGAUGAAUCUCCGCCGCAAUCUCUUGAUUCUUUGAUUGCUGAAGCUGCAGCAUAUGGUGAAGAUGGUGAGAAUGAGUCCAUUGACGAGAAAGCUCGGAAAGCCUUAGAAUGCCCUUGCAUUGCUCAUUUACGGAGUGGCCCCUGUGGCAACCAGUUCUCAGACGCUUUCCUCUGUUUUCUCAAGAGCACAGCUGAAGAAAAGGGCUCUGACUGCAUUAGUCCCUUCGUCGCUCUUCAGAGCUGUAUCAAGGCGAAUCCUAAUGCAUUUUCUAAGGACAUUCUGGAGGACGAUGAUAAUACCAGGAAGCAAGAUGAAGUCAAGAAAGAGGAAACACCGAAACAAGAAUAUAGAAUCAUCCCUCCCAUUUGGUCUGUAGAAUCGAAGGGCUCUAAGCGUAAGGCGUAGAAAGUCUCACCUUUUUCUUUGUUCUUUUUUGGUCCUUUCAUUCUAGGAAGCUGGAGUAGUAUAAUACUACUGCACUAAGUAUCAGUGUAUUGAAUAACUUUUCCCUUUGAGAUUCAUGAUCAGACUUCUAUUUUUAAUUUAAUUACGAUAUAAUAAGAUUCAUCAUUUGCUCA
Molecule: messenger RNA, 722 nt
Organism: Nicotiana attenuata
Lineage: Eukaryota; Viridiplantae; Streptophyta; Magnoliopsida; Solanales; Solanaceae
Product: mitochondrial intermembrane space import and assembly protein 40 homolog
Exons: 4
Coding region: 67-549 (160 amino acids)
Biological process (GO): protein import into mitochondrial intermembrane space
Cellular component (GO): mitochondrial intermembrane space
Molecular function (GO): protein-disulfide reductase activity
Source: RefSeq, a predicted model, not a curated record